Messenger RNA from Neomonachus schauinslandi (Hawaiian monk seal), 1525 nucleotides. It is a transcript of the gene ADPRH, whose product is annotated as ADP-ribosylarginine hydrolase. The coding region runs from base 131 to 1219 and encodes 362 amino acids. Gene Ontology annotation, molecular function: magnesium ion binding; ADP-ribosylarginine-[protein] hydrolase activity. The record is from RefSeq and is a predicted model, not a curated record. Gene Ontology annotation, biological process: protein de-ADP-ribosylation. The transcript is spliced from 4 exons. NCBI's taxonomy places the organism in Eukaryota, Metazoa, Chordata, Mammalia, Carnivora, Phocidae.
CGGCGGGGUGGCUCUGCGUCUCCACACACCGGCUGCAGCCAGACCUCUCCGCGCACCCUGAGCUCCCGGCGCUCGGCCCCGCCCUCGCCUCGCGCGCGCUCUAGGACCGGCCAGCAGAGACAGCCUCACCAUGUGUGAGGGACUGAUGGAGAGAUAUGUGGCUGCCAUGGUGCUGAGUGCAGCUGGAGAUGCCUUGGGGUACUUCAACGGGAAGUGGGAGUUUCUCCGGGAUGGGGAAAAGAUUCACCAGCAGCUGGCCCAGCGUGGUGGGUUGGACGCCAUCGAUGUGGAGAGAUGGAGAGUCAGCGAUGACACGGUGAUGCACCUGGCCACGGCUGAAGCUCUUGUGGAAGCCGGCAAAGUCUUGGAUUUGGCUCACCUCUAUGCCCUACUUGCUAAGCAUUACCAAGACUGCAUGGAAGACAUGGAUGGCUGGGCACCAGGGGGUGCUUCAGUGCAGAAUGCCUUGCUGCUGAAGCCAGAUGAGGCCAAUGGCUGGAGGAUUCCCUUUAACAGCCACGAGGGUGGCUGCGGGGCUGCCAUGCGUGCCAUGUGCAUCGGCCUCCGGUUCCCUCACCUCAGCCAGCUGGACACACUGAUCCAGGUGAGCAUCGAGAGCGGCAGGAUGACCCACCACCACCCCACAGGCUACCUGGGAGCCCUUGUUUCUGCUCUUUUUACAGCCUUUGCUGUGAACGGCAAGCCUCCCAGGCAAUGGGGUAAAGAACUGAUGGAGGUGCUACCAGAAGCUAAAAAGUACAUUAUCCAAUCAGGCUACUUUUUGGAGAAGAAUCUUCAACACUGGUCCUACUUCCAAGACCAAUGGGAAAAAUACCUAAAACUUAGAGGGAUUUUGGAUGGCAAGUCAGCCCCUAUCUUCCCCAAGCCCUUUGAUGUGAAGGAGAGGGAUCAGUUCUAUGCCUCGGUGAGCUACUCUGGCUGGGGUGGCAGCAGUGGGCACGACGCCCCCAUGAUUGCCUACGAUGCCAUCCUGGGUGCGGGAGACUCCUGGAAGGAGCUUGCCCACCGAGCCUUUUUCCAUGGGGGAGACAGCGAUUCUACAGCUGCUAUUGCUGGCUGCUGGUGGGGAGUUAUGUAUGGUCUGAAAGGAGUGAGCCGCUCCAACUAUGAGAAACUGGAAUACAGAAACCGGCUGGAGAAGACAGCCAGGGCUUUGUAUGCUCUGGGGUCAAAGGAAGACACUAUAAUCACCCUUUAGGGAGAUGUGACAUCAUUUCUUAUGGUUUUUUUCCUCUUGUGUAGUCCAGUUUCUUUUCGCUUUUCCCCAAGUCAAGAGUUUUAACCUUGUACUCCAGGAAUUUUGAGAUGACAAGUCCCUUGAGCACCUGAAGCUCAUCUUUCCAAAUUCAUCCUGUUUCCCCCCCCAAAUCUGUCCCUCUUUCUAUCCUGAAGAAUCUUUAUCUCAGUUGACAGGGUCAGCAUCUCCCCAAGGUAGAAGUCUCCAAGCCUCAUAUUUGAGUCUUCAUGUUCAUUGUCUAAGCUUUGAGUAAGUUUUUUCUGUUUG